Prunus armeniaca (apricot) is the source of this 417-nucleotide messenger RNA. NCBI's taxonomy places the organism in Eukaryota, Viridiplantae, Streptophyta, Magnoliopsida, Rosales, Rosaceae. The record is from the annotation of a GenBank genome assembly.
AUGGCGGAUACCAAAGCGGUCACGAUCCGUACGAGGAAGUUCAUGACCAACCGUCUUCUCUCGAGAAAGCAAUUCGUUAUCGAUGUCCUGCAUCCAGGAAGACCGAAUGUUUCCAAGGCGGAGUUGAAGGAGAAACUAGCAAGGUUGUAUGAAGUGAAGGAUCCAAAUUCCAUCUUUGUUUUCAAGUUCCGCACCCAUUUUGGAGGGGGCAAAUCCACUGGUUUUGGUUUGAUCUAUGAUUCUGUUGAGAAUGCAAAGAAGUAUGAGCCAAAGUACAGGCUGAUCAGGAAUGGACUGGAUACAAAGGUGGAAAAGUCAAGGAAGCAACUCAAGGAAAGGAAGAACAGAUCCAAGAAGAUCCGGGGAGUAAAGAAGACCAAGGCUGGUGAUGCUGCCAAGGCCGGGAAGAAGAAAUGA